Messenger RNA from Aureobasidium uvarum, 3717 nucleotides. The record is from the annotation of a GenBank genome assembly. Lineage: Eukaryota; Fungi; Ascomycota; Dothideomycetes; Dothideales; Saccotheciaceae.
GGUAUGGCGCAAGCGAUCCCUGCGACUGCCCUCGCCGACGCUGGACUUGCUUCGGACGAGCAACGUGCCCAAGAACUCGAUAAAUACUACGCACCAAGCCACAAAUCAGCGCUGCGAUUGACGGAACGAGACUCGGCUCUACCUGCUUUCAUGCAACUUCUAUGCUGGCGCCUAGGCAUACGACGGGCACUGGUGGGCCUCAUUGACCGCGACACUCAAUACUACGUUGCCGAGUCUACAAGAACCAUGGAUCUUCACAAAUCUGACGACUACGUUGAUGAGGACGAUGGUCCGUUGGCUCUCGUAGGUACAGUAUCAAGACCAUCUUGGCAGCACGCUGACGUGCUGCUUGCAAGNAAUGAGAGCCGUCCCAAGACGGGAAUCCUAUGUGCUGAAACCAUCCGAGCCGUGACUGAGUCUGACGAGGAGCCUGCUUACUUCGAAGUUUGCGACCUCGCUGCUGAUUCCCGAUUCGCCCAGCUCAACGUUGUCCAGGACCUCAAGCUUGCUUACUACUGUGGAGUUCCCAUAAAGACGCACAACAAGAUAGUGAUCGGCACUGUCUUUGUUCUGGAUGACAAAGUUCGGGAACCUCUUUCCAUGCAGCAUAUANNCACUGUGAUCCUCACAUCAAUCGCCGACAACGUCAUGGUCCACCUGGAAAAUCGCAAACAACGAAUGGAUGUUGACAGGAUCAUGAAGAUGAACAAGUCUCUUGCCUCGUUCAUGGAUUCUCACCAAGACGAGAGAACUCGAACCACACCAGACAAAGACUCUCCAGGACUUGACGAGCUAGACGAUACAUGCGGUAGCACAGACAAAUCUUCGGAGGACGAGCUUCCCCUGGGUAAUAGUGGAAGAGAGUACGACCAGGUCUUCAGCCGCGCCUCUUUCCUACUGAAACAAUCUUUGGCCUUACAUAAGCUUGGUGGUGGUGUCAUCUUUCUGGAUACGGCACCAAAGUCUUCGGGUAGAAGCAGCUCAGCUCAUCGUCCAAACCGGCGCCAGAGUGGACCGAAACGCGAUUCUUCCAGACUUGCCGCUGAUACUGCCCGGUUGUCACGCACUCCCUCAGAUGAAGACGGGAAUGUAGACGAUAGUCACGGAGCUUUUGCUGCCAUUCUCGCUUGCAACAUCUGUGUUGCGUCUUUUGGCCGGCAUGACCAGGCAUGCCAUUUGGAUCAGAAAACGCCUGCAAACAUACCUAUCAGAACUCUUUCGAAGUUCAUCAAGAAGGUUCCCGUAGGACAGAUCUAUUAUUUCCCAGAGUUGCGUGACCCUCACACUGGCGAGAUGGUCAGGACAAAGUGUGGAAAUCCGCAGCAUCAGGGCAAUGUAGAUGAGACCGACGUGAGAUCUCUUUUCUCCCACCUCCCCGGAGCCGUUGAAAUUAUCUUGGUACCUCUGUGGAACACCCAUCUCGGUAGAUGGUCCGUUUGUCUCGUCUAUACGCUAUCAAGCGAACGAAACUUUACAGUCGAGAUUAACUAUUUCUUCUGUCGAGCAUUCUGCAACUGUGUCAAGGCUGAGAUUGACCGAGCUGCUGUUGUGAUAUCUGAUCAACAGAAAGGUGACUUCAUCGGGUCGGUCAGUCACGAACUAAGAUCACCGCUCCAUGGUAUUUUGGCCUCCUGCGAGCUCAUCCAGGAAACCGAAAUGACGCCUUUCCAAACGUCGCUUGUUGACACGACAGAGAGUUGCGCGCACACUCUUCUCGACACCAUUCAGAUGGUCCUUGACUUCAGCAAGGUGAACGCCUUCACAAAGGACCAGCCUGGCGAGAAGCUGAACGUCAGACCACAUAUCGUCAAAGGGGGAGUCGAACCACUGCUCAGCACAUAUUCUCAUGUCAAUCUGGCUGCUAUCGCGGAAGAAGUCAUUGAAGGUGUGACGACGGGCUUCCUUGCCAAAAGCGAUCCCAGUAUGGAGCUAGGGUUCCCUGGAGAGAGAGCAAAACGUGAUGCCAAAACAUUCGAAGACUUGCUUGCCAUGCCUCAAUCGCCUGUGGAAGUUAUUCUCGACGUUAGCCCUCCACAAGACUGGACUUUCAUCACCCAACCUGGAUCAUACCGACGUAUCAUAAUGAACAUCUUUGGCAACAGUCUGAAAUACACUAUACAGGAACACGGUUACAUCAAGGUUUCUCUCAAAUGCGAAGAGAUGACCACAAAAGAAUCGGAUCCUUUGAUGGCCAUGGUUGAGCUGAUGGUUAAGGACACAGGCAAAGGGAUAUCGCAAGGGUACAUGGACACCAAGAUGUUCACGUCCUUCGCUCAAGAGAAUCCUUUGGCUCCCGGAACUGGCCUAGGACUCUCACUGGUCAGGUCUCUGGUUCAGAUGAUGAACGGAGAGAUUACAGUUCAAUCCGAAGUCAAUUCCGGUACACAAGUUACAGUGAGAAUCCCAAUGAGACGUGCCAGCUCAAACGAUCACCAUGAUGGAUUUCACAGACCAAACGAAGACGACAUUCAAACUCUGCGUACAAUCUUUCCUCGGCCUCAGAUUGUGAAUUUCCAACAAGACGUGCUACCCAACGACACGUCUCAGAAACGUGAAGGUUAUCAGAUGCAGAAACAUGCACUCGCUGCUUGUAUCAAUGGCUGGUACAAAGUCGAAGCUCUUCAUGACUGGGACCUGAAAAUGAGGCCUGAUAUCAUUCUUGUGGACGAUGUUCAUCUCCUCGGCAUCAAGGAACAUUUGAAACUUUUGGAAGAGUUCAAUGCUGUCGUUGUUGUCCUCUGUUCGGACCGAUCCAGAACAGCAGCGAUCUCGAGAAACGUCAAAUACUCCAAAUUGCAUGUCAUGCCAAAACCAUUCGGACCUUUUAAGCUCGCGAAAGCACUCAAGCAUGCCCUGGACAAGCGAGGUCCCGUUGGUGGAAAAACAUGCGUCACACCUAUAUCCAAGGAGGUCGGACCUGUUCCUGAGCUCAAGCAGCUGAGCCCGACCCUAAGACGAAUCCCUUCCAGUUCGCAGGAUCUGUCAAAAAGAGCGCGGAAGCCGUCAUUAAAAGGAAGCUUUCCCUUCCCGUCAAUGGUCGUCACACCAGCUCCCAAAUCACCCACACCGUCGAUACCAGGAAUCACGCCUCAGAUCGAAGUACCAGGAACCUACAAUAAGCGGCUGAAGACUUUGGACGUACCUUUGUCAGAACAACAACCUCUCGAGAAGCACAAUGUACUCGUACGCAGUCACAGUGAAGGUCAUCUGCAGCAUAUACAACUCAAACGUGUCAAGCCCAAGAUAUUGCUCGUCGAUGACAACGAGGUCAACCUCAAACUCUUGCAGACAUUCUUUGUUCGCCGCGGCUUCACGGACAUGAGGCUGGCUCGAGACGGCGAGGAAUCAGUGAGGCUCUAUGAAGAUGCAUUGCAGCAGCAAAAUCCUUUCCACCUGGUCUUCAUGGACAUCAGUAUGCCGACUAGNGUCAUGGAUGGUUUCAAAGCCACGAAACUCAUACGGCAAAAGGAGAUUUCGGUAUCGGCACACUCGACCGAACCAUACCACAGUCUGAUUGUUGCUUUGACAGGCAAUGCCAGCGCAGAAGACCAGACUGACGCUUUCACAAAUGGCAUGGAUAUGUACAUGACGAAACCCGUCUCGCUCAAAGACGUUGGAGAGUUGAUGAAGGCUUGGGAGGACAAGACGGCGGUAUAUGGAGCGGCGGGUGCAAGAGCUGCCCUUCUCGAAGGCAAUGCAAGUGUUGAUCAAGGUUAA